This is a messenger RNA of Aaosphaeria arxii CBS 175.79, 1792 nucleotides long. RefSeq lists its product as uncharacterized. Gene Ontology annotation, molecular function: chromatin binding. Lineage: Eukaryota; Fungi; Ascomycota; Dothideomycetes; Pleosporales. The record is from RefSeq and is a predicted model, not a curated record. Gene Ontology annotation, biological process: chromatin organization; negative regulation of transcription by RNA polymerase II. Bases 63 to 1628 code for a protein of 521 amino acids. The transcript has 2 exons. Gene Ontology annotation, cellular component: pericentric heterochromatin.
GAACAAAAUCAAAGCCUGGAAUUGAGAGCGGAGCCGACUCUGCAGGGACAGGUCGCCCCGCCAUGUCGCUGAGGAGCCGCGGACACGAAGGUCGAAUCGGUGUACGAGGAACCACAACGCGUGCGCGCGGUCGCGGUCGUGGUCGAGGGCGAGGGCGAGGCCGAGGCGGAUCUUCGAAAUUCGAAGUUUGGGAAUGGGAAAAUUAUACCCCCAAUCGCGAGAUAUAUGACUCGCUUUAUCUCCUCCGCAAGGCCCCGCCUACGAUUACCCCAAGUCUCUCCGUCGAUUCCCCGAUACCGCAUACUCAGUCUCGGAUCUUAGGUCGUCAGUCCAUUCUCGUCGAGGGCGCAACGCGACAAGUGUAUCGUGUGCGGGUGCGGUACUUUCGUCCAAACCCCAACGCCGAGGACAAGAACGAGUCACUGAGUCAGUGCUGGAGAGAAGAAUUGGAAGAUGUGGAUAUAAGUCAGAUUCUGGAUGUCGUCUCUCAGCGUGAGCUCGAACGAUAUGAAAAUGCGGAGUUCAAAGCGCAAGCCGAGGCCGAGGCGAUCGCUCGACGUCUAGAGAUGGAAGAGCGUGAACAGAGGAGGUUGGAGAGGAAUGCUCGUCCCCUGGGUGCAAUGCGGGGUAGAGGAUAUUCUGCGCUAGGAUCUGAAGUGCCCGGCCUAUCUGUAAGAUCUCGAGGACGAGGAAGAGGUAGGGGCAGGGGUAGGGGAAGAGGCAGUGUACGUGGAAGGGGACCGGGAAUUGAUGCGCAAUCUAUCCUUACGGAAGAGGGACCUCUCAAGGAAGGACAAGAAGAAGAAAGCGAUGGCGAUCGAAAUUUGGCCCUACUACAACUCAGCAUCGAUCGCGAGGAGUCUCUGCAGCGAAUUAUUGCGGAUGCUGAACUGGACUCUGUCGAUGAAGACGAAAACGGAGCAGAGAUCUUGAGUGUGAAAACAUCUUCGCCUGGUCUCAUGCGCUCUACGUUUGUCGCAAAUAGCGCACUUCCUACCUCACCCCUCACUAUUCUCCGCGGGCGGCCCGAAGUGCCAGAUAUCGACGAGACCGACGAGGAAGAAGAUCCACAACCAACCAUCAGGCGACACUUACUGAAUGGGGCACAUCGACCCAAAGUAGUAUACAAUUCAGAAGAGGCCAGCGGAGGAGAGAGCAUAUCCCCGCCUCCCAAAAGGCAAAGGACAGAAAGUCAAGGGCCAUUUCGCAGGCCGCCAUCCAACGAUGGUCUUUAUGGGACCCAAAUUUCAGACACAGACUUGAUGGAGAACUUAUAUUCUGCAUACGAUGCGCCGGAGUCGCAUGCAACACCUGCUACUGAACCUUUGAGAAAUGGGGAGAGCACGACGGACAUUCCUCAAAAUGGCAUGAAUCGCCCUAAACCAGAAUCCGAGUUGGACGAGAAAAUUAUCGAUGAAUCGGAGGAAGAAUAUGUUGUCGAAGCCAUCUUGGACCAUAUACUUGAAUCUGGUAUCAGAUACUAUCUUGUGAAAUGGGAAGGAUUCAAAGACGCCAAAGAUUGGCUCACAGAAGACCAACUCGAGGGCGCUGGUGAGAUGGUACAAGAGUAUAAUGAAAAGGUCCGUCGCCGAGAAAAGAAGGCCAGGAAGUUGGAUACUCUUAUCUGACACGUUAUCGUUCUCCUUCCAAACUUCGAGAAGUUUGUUAUUCCUGUUCAUUUUUAGAUACCCCUGCUUCAAUUACUUUUCCAUCCAGCGCUCACCGCGCGAAAACAACAGGCCCAAUUUUGAUACUUGAUUGACCUUCCAAACAUUUGCCACUGAAUACGACC